Molecule: messenger RNA, 3659 nt
Organism: Oldenlandia corymbosa var. corymbosa
Lineage: Eukaryota; Viridiplantae; Streptophyta; Magnoliopsida; Gentianales; Rubiaceae
Source: the annotation of a GenBank genome assembly
UCUUAGGUUUCACCUAGGAUGUCUUUUUAAUUGAAAUAAAAACCUUAAAAACAUUUCAUAAUAUUUAGAAGAAUACAACGAAUGUGAAAAUAUAUCUUUAAUUUUUUUUUUCAAAUUAAAAAGACAUCAUAGGUUAAACCUUGGACGAAAUCAAAAUGCCUUAUAAUAAGGAGCAAAGGGAGUAGUAUCUAAGAAAAAUGUAUGCAUUAGAAAUGAAAUAUAGUUGAAUAAUCAAAAUAGCGAAUCAUUAGAAACUUAAGUGACCCUUCUUGUGCAUGCGUGAUUACUUAAAUCACAAGCAAAGACCAUAAUUAGUUACUCAUUGUCAAGUAAGAUUUUAUCGGUAUGGGUUCUAUAGGAACAUCAAACCAAAAUUACUUGAUUAUUUCAAUAUUUUCAGUAGUAAUUAAGUUGCAUAAAUGUAUUCAAUUCAAAAGAAAUGUGUGGGGAAAAAAAGUUCACAACAUUUUAAUCAAGCUCUCAACAUCCAUCCUUUCCUGGACAAGUGGGACUCAAAGCUGCAAAUAGAAAAUUCGGGUCUCAUCAUAUGAUAAGAUCACCCUUUUCGUUGCUAAACAGUCUUAUUUUAUUUCGCAGCCCUAUAAGCCUAUCAAAAUCACAUGACGAAUUUUGGCCCUAGUUUCAUUAAUUAAUCUUUUGACCCACCAAAAAGAGAAGUCCUCUUGGUCACCUUUGUCUCUCUAGCUAGUAUUGGGUUCAAUGAUCUUAAUUAAUCUCGUUCUUAAUCUUCUUCUCAUCUUUCUCAUCUUGAAGUAAAAGACAGUCAAAUCCCCCCUUAACACGGAUCAUCGUCAACUAUUCAACAUAAACUACUCUUUUGCUCCAAAGUUAAAAAAUCAGAAUUCACGCCUUCUUUCCCACCAUUCUAAUAUGAGAUAAUAUUUUUAUUGUCUUAAAAUAAUUGUUUAAUUUAAAUUACAAAAUCAUCCAUCGUUAUCGAAAAACAAACAAUGCAAUAUUAUAAUACCUUGAAUCAUAGGAAUAGCUAGCUACGUUUGACAAACGCCAAUUGGUACUUAGUAUUAUCGUAGUAUCGAAUAUUUAAAUAAGGGAUUUGGAUAUACUUAUACUUUCAGUAUGAUUAUCAACAAGUGACCAUUGUAGACAGUGACCUUAAAUUGCGUAUACUACGUGAUAAAGAAAUACUUUUAAUGAUUAGUAAUAAUAAAAAAGUGUAUGGGGUCGUUAUAUGUAUAGCCACAAAUUAAUUUGAAGACAAUAACGUAUGCUAAAAGGAAAAAACUAUUAAACCGAAUUUUGCUAGAUAAGAGAGGGCAACUCAGUUAGUUGGCCAUUACAUCAGAGAACCAAUUAAGGAUAAAAAGAACCCGUAUUGUUUUUUAUAUCUUUUUUUGGCUGAAAGGCAAUUCUCUUAUCCGAUGAAGAUGAGAUCAGGUGAUCGAUUUGUUCCCAAUGUAUAGAAAAAUACACUUAUAAACAUACAAAAAAGAGAAAAGAUUAGGAAUUGACAAAAAGAAAAAGUAUGAUUUGAUGUUCCUCUUGGGAUGCAUUAAUUUAAUUGUAAAAAUAUAUUCUUUUCGUCGUAAAAUUAAUAUUCAAUUGAUCGUUAAUAUAUGACCAUCAUCAAAGAUACAGUGUAAAAUAUAAUGAAAAAAGUGUACAUUCCAUGAAUAAAACUGAUCAUGACACGGCCAUCCAAGGUUUUGAGCAUUUUCUCUCUUGAUCUUUUCGUUCAAAGAUUAAAGGAAAUCAAAUUAGUACUAAUUCGGUGUCAAUCAAUGAGCAUUUCCACAUGUUAAGGUUGUGAUAAAAAAAAUCUGAAUUUAUGAUUGAAAAUUUUAACAUUUUAGGGGUGAUGAAUUAACUUUUUUUUUUCCCUUCCAUUUUCUCGUGAGAAACGAUAGAAAAUAACUUUUUAACAAUCACAAGGGAUUUUUUUUUUUUUUUGAAUAUUUAAUCUAAUUUGUGUACUUGAGAAAGGGGUGAAGAAGGAGGGUCCUUCUGUUUUUUGAAAAUAGGGAGGAUCCUUCUGUGAUUUCAAGAACUAUGGGGGAUUUUGAUAGCUUACAUAAGUAUAGGGAGUGGUCAGUAAACAAUUUGUCUACAAACGAGGGACCAAUGAGAAUAACUAAACCCGGGUUGACCUGUCCAUCACCGCCCUACCCGAAUCACACCGUAACACCGUGUUCCUUAAAGGCUUAAACCCUGAACCCUAAUUUUGGUCCCCUUUCUUCUCAUCACUCGCUGGAAAUCCCAGAAACUACUCAAAAUCAUCAAUUGAAGAUCAAACCGAAGCAAAAUGCAGCAUGAUGAGGUUAUAUGGCAAGUCAUUAGACACAAUCACUGCAGUUAUAUGUCGAAAAUUGAAACAAAGAUUUUUUGCCGCAACCCGUAUAACGUGACUGGUCUUUGUAAUCGGAGCUCCUGCCCUCUAGCUAAUAGUCGUUACGCCACCAUCCGUGAAGAUAAGGGAGUGUUCUAUUUAUACAUGAAAACAAUAGAAAGGGCUCAUAUGCCUAACAAAUUGUGGGAAAGAGUUAAACUGCCCCGGAAUUAUGAGAAAGCCCUGGAAGUCAUUGACAAACAUAUGAUUUAUUGGCCAAAGUUACUUAUUCAUAAAAUAAAACAACGAUUAACAAAGAUGACUCAGAUGCGCAUACGCAUGAGGAAGAUUGCUUUGAAAACAAGGGAAAAGCUAAUACCAGUGCCUAGAAAAGAGACAAAGAGAGAGGCUCGAAGGGAAGAAAAGGCUUUAAGAGCCGCUGUUUUGGAAAAGGGUAUUGAAAACGAAUUAACUGAGCGUCUCAAGCGUGGAGUCUAUGAUCCUUCGGGUAUUUACAAUGAUGAUUUCAAAUUGUUCGAUAAAGUUCUGCAAGGUUUGGAAGAAAAAGAAAAAGAAGAAGAAGAAGAAGAGGAGGAAGCUGAGAUAGAGUUUGUUGAAGGCGAUGAUCUACUUGAAGAGGACUAUGAUAUAGAAGACUUUGGUGACCUUCAAUCUGGCAAGGACGAUGAUACUGUUGGAACUGAUGAUGAAGAAGAAUACCAUCCAGCAUCCCAUAAGAGAAAGGGGAGGGAUUCUGGCUUGUCUCAUGGGAAGCUUGGGAAAGACGAACCUGGAUCCAAGUCAAAGAAGAAAGCCAAAGUUCUUGUUGAGGUCGAGCAUGAAGGUGGAAGCAAGAGACGGACGACUAUGCAUUAGGAUCAAUAUCAGCAUGUGUUUUUCUUUGGCUCCUGUCUACUUAGGUACUGGGCAUGUUGUAAACCAAAUAGUUAGUAAACGGUCUAAAACUGGGUUUCCUCAUGAUGGUCGAUGGAUGUAGCUGCAGUUGUGCAAAUAGGCUGUUCAUCAAGAUAGUCAAAAUUUUGAUUAUGUACUGAUAAGAAAGUAUCGACUUUUCGACUCCUUGUAACAUCUCAUGGGAACAAUCGCAUGUCGAAGUGUGUUGCAAGCAGUUUAUUAGGUGAUUUUGUCAAGUUUUCUAUGAGAUAGAUUCGGCCAACCCCUGUUGAAGCUGUUCAAUCAGUAAAGGUAAACAUUUCACGCGGUGGAAGCUCAUUGUUGCAUAUAAUAUCAUCCGAUGAGAUCGUUUUCUGGGUGGUUUGUAAAAAUUCUUUCAAAUUCGAUGCUUCUCAUUUCCUCCUACCAAACGCCUCUUUCUGAGGAGUAAACUGAAAAC